Molecule: messenger RNA, 9608 nt
Organism: Lytechinus pictus (painted urchin)
Lineage: Eukaryota; Metazoa; Echinodermata; Echinoidea; Temnopleuroida; Toxopneustidae
Product: kinesin-like protein KIF26B
Exons: 11
Coding region: 6-5492 (1828 amino acids)
Biological process (GO): microtubule-based movement
Molecular function (GO): microtubule binding; microtubule motor activity; ATP binding
Source: RefSeq, a predicted model, not a curated record
AGGUGAUGCUCCGAGUGAUACCAUCCAGCACCCCCAGUGAUACGGCUACCUUUGUCACAGUGGACACCAAGAAGAAGCAAGUCACACUCUUCGACCCAUCCUUCCUGACCGGUCAUGUAUCUACAGCGGGUCGAAGGGCCGGUGUGGCUGCCCCCAAGAUGUUUGCCUUUGAUGCCGUCUUUCCCCAGGAUGCAUCACAGGCUGAGGUGUGUGCAGGCAGUGUGGCCGAUACUGUUCAGGCUGUAGUCAAUGGAGCGGAUGGUUGUCUCUUUUGCUAUGGUCAUGCCCAUUUGGGCAAGACAUAUACCAUGAUUGGUUCGGAUGAAUCUGUCCAAGGAAUAGGUGUGAUUCCAUGUGCCAUAGCAUGGCUCUUCAAACUAAUCAACGAAAAGAAAGAAAAGACAAGCACAAGGUUCUCAGUUCGUGUCUCCGCUGUGGAGGUUUAUGGGAAGCAAGAGAAUCUCAGAGAUCUUCUGAUCGAACAAGCAAAUGGGAGUAAUAAUGGGUGCGGCACAUCACCGGCCCUCUAUCUCCAGGAGGAUCCCAUCUGUGGGGUGCAGCUUCUGAAUCAGAACGAGCUCAGGGCACCCACCGCAGAGAAGGCAGCGUUCUACCUUGAUGCUGCUAUUGCUACUAGACUCACUAAAGGAAAGAAUGAGGAGGCACAUGACGGAAGAUACUCUCAUAUGCUCUUCACGCUUCACGUCUACCAGUAUCGCAUUGACAAGUCAGGCAAGGGUGGAGUGAUCGGUGGGCGGAGUCGUCUUCAUCUUAUAGACCUUGGGAGUGGUGAUCGGGGAGGGGGUAGAGCGGCUAACGGCGCUGCACUGUCAUUCUCGGCCCUCGGUAACGUCAUACUAGCAGUCUUGAACGGGCAGAAGCACAUACCCAAUAGGGAUAGCAUGCUAACGAGGCUGUUGCGAGAGGCCAUGGGAAGUCUGUCGUGUAGGACGGUGAUGAUCGCACACGCUUCCGCCGCUAUUAACAACUAUGCAGAGACGCUAGGUACCAUUCAAAAUGCAUCCAGGAUACACCGUAUGAGGAAGAAGAAAUCAAAGUACUCUGGAACUAGUUCAAGUGGUGGUGAGAGCUCCUGCGAUGAGGGUAGGAUAAGAAGACGUCGGUACGCACCUCCAGCGAACAACGGGGUCUGUGUAACAGAUGCAGUCAACCAGAGUGACCCUGAGUACAUCUCCAGCAGUGAACAAUCCUGCGAUACUGUCAUCUAUGUAGGACCGGAUGGAUGUCCUUUAAGUGAUAGAGAAUUAACAGACAAUGAAGGACCACCGUCAUCACUUCCAAUCCUCAAGGGAUUGAGUUCAAGUGAGGAUGAUAGUAAAUGUGGGUCAUCGAGCGAUAGAGACAUUGAUGAGUUCCGAUGGGCCAAUGCCGAUUCUACAAAUGAGAUGUCAGGAAGAGACACAGAUACUGGCGGCAGUGAUGCCGAAGCAAGGACUACAAAAUCUCUAUUUGACAAAGGUGCUAGAUCUUCCAAAUUGACAUCAAAGAGCUUGAUCCCAAAGCUGUCCUCGUCUCCCAAGAGAACAUUUUCAGAUGAAUCCAAAAGAGCGCCUCCAGUUCCACCCAAGAGGUCGGAUAGCACAAAGGAAUCAAGUUCGUUAAACAGGAAGAAAUCAGCCAAAGAUGGCUUCUCAAGUGGGAAAACUAAGGUGAAUGGACACUCUUCAGAAAAGAAACUGAAACAUGACCCAAAGGUCAAUGGAAUCUCUGGGCCUGACAGGCCGCAGAAUUUCCCAAGCAAUCUAAAACCUCCCGCUGCCAUACACAAACCCAAACCUCUUCCAAAACCAAAGCCAAUCACAGUACCAAGACCAAAAGCUUUCAUCUCAUGCUCUGACACAGAGGCUGAAAACUACAUGUCUCAAGAAAGGCGAAAUGUUGGAAGGUCGUUUCUGUUAGUGGAAGAUGAUGAUGAUGAUAUGGCACAGGAGCUGAAUUGCAGGCCAACUGGAAAGUCUGCCUCGGAUGGGGAGUUGAAGGACAAUAGUACAAGUGAAGAUGAGCCUGAUGAGGAAGCACUAGCAGCAUUAGCUGGUUUGCCCCUGGUACCGAAUGGGCGUGGCAAUUUAUCUCCUGUCUUGGAAAUAGACGAUGCAGCUUCAGAGAAAGGUGAGGAAUGUCGGACCAAAGCAAAUGGAGAUAUGGAGGAUGAUGGUGAUGAACUGACAGCAGCUUUGAGAAAUGCAGAUGCUGACUUUACCACCCAGGCUGCCAAUCUUGCAGAGAACCCAGUUGUUGAGACACCUUCAGCAGUAGAUGUUUUGCCCCCUGCACUGUCUCCAAGAGUAGAGAGGCUCCUGUCACCUACUGCUCUUAAGAAGGCUGGUAUUGAUGCAGAAUGUUUGAUGAGGACCAUUCAUUCUUUAGAGGGUCUGUCUGAACUUUUGGACAAACCAAUCUCAGAGAUUUCAGAAGAUGACAUAUCAUCAUUAGCAUGCUCUGAGCAGGACACCUUGAGCUAUGUAUCAAGGGACACAGAAGAUGUCACUUCAGUUACUGACAUGUCAAUUGAUGACCUUCCUAUGGGGUCAGAAGCAAUGUGCUGCAUAAAAGAACUUGGAAGAAGGUCUCUGGAUUCUUACUCUGAGAACUUUUCUAUUAGUUUCAACGGAGCUAGUGUGGAUGCAUGCCUUAAUGAACCUCUCCUGUUGUUAGGUCAUGACGACAGACACAAACUAGGACUUGGUAACUAUGUCUACUCAGAUGAUGAGUCAGAGAUCGCUGAUGGGUCAAAUCGUACACGGCGGUCAGAGCGUCAAUCAGAAAAGGACACCUUUGAAUCUAUGUCAAUGGUUUCACGAGAUAUCGAGGCCAUUAAGCAACUCUACGUCAUAUCGAAUAUGAGCAAUGAAAAUCUAUCAAUUGAUGAUGAUAUGUCAGAAGAUCAAGUGCCCAAUCUGUCAUUUGGUGACUCCUUCUUGCAGGACGAGCCGUCUGUAGUCACUUACAUGACGAUCAAUAAUGAUGAACAGGUAGUAAUGAGGGAAAAGCAUUUGACUCUUGAUGAUCUUGAUCAUCCGUUGAGGAGACUAAGCUGCAUUAGUGAUGCCACAGAUGCCACCUUCAGUACAGCCUCCCGUCCAGCCAGCUUUGCAGAUCAGGAUGAUAUUACCCUUAUUGGUGACUGCAAUGAUGAGGACUCUAAACAUGAACCUACCUCACCCAAUACUAUCAAUCUCAUUAACAGCUUACAGAAUCUCCACAUGGAUGGCAUGAAGCACGGUAAUGGUUUCAUCAGACCACAGUGGUAUCAGAAUAAUCAUAAUGGAAACACGGCACAAGAGACAGGAAGAUCGGGAUACACUCCUUCAUCUUCCGAGACCUCGCCUGUGUGGCUUAGAAUGAACAUUCCAGUCUCUUCAUCGGCAGAGCAGAAAGGCAAACAAGGUCAGUCCUUCAGUGGAGUACCAAAGGGUGGCUGCUCAAACAGAGUGGUCUCCCAUCUAGACACCAAUGUCAUUCUUCCAAACGGAAUACGACAAGCCCUUCCGACUCGUUUGCUGACUGAAGUCUUGAGUAAUUCAAGCCCAGCGUCUUUCUAUAAUAGUCCUCAGCAUCAGGCUACUGUUAAUUCAGUCCAAGCCCGGAGUGUCUCACUCUCCCAGCAACCUUCUCCUCAUGUUCUAAGUGCUGCAAUCCAAAGUGCUAAACAUCAUAUGGCUGUGAAACAGGACAUGCCCAAGAUCCACUGUCUAGCUGAUCUGGAGAAGUUGUAUGGCAUCGAUAUCCGCAAGCCCGACGGUGCGGCUACGGAAGAUGUGAAGAGCGAGCCUAUCCCUUUGGAUCACCAUGUAUUUGAUGGAGGCAAAGGAUGUGACAUUUCAAGCAUGGAGCGUCCUCCUGCAAUUGGUGCCUGCUCUGCACCUCCCUUUGAGGUAGAAAUGAAUCCAUGUUUCUCACAAGAGUAUGAUGAUGCACUGCUGUCCGGUGAGGUUAGGGAGACAAUUGCCAUGGUGCAUCAGCCUCCAAAAGUAACUGUAAGCGAGGCUAGGACUAGGAAACUUGCAACAAGGAAAGAGAGUUUACAAUCAGAGGCCAGCAGUGUAUCAAAGAGUAGUGAUUUAACUGUUCAAAGCUGUCCAGUGAGUAGAUUACCACAACCAAGUCAUCAUGGGACACCCUCCAAAGGCUUCGCAGUCUCCAAAACGUCUUCCCGCACUGGCAAGCCUCCAAACAAAUCCAGGGAAGAGAACCAUUCAGGAAAGAGUGCACCUACGUCUUCCAAAAAGACUGCACAAACAAGUAGGAUACCCCAGAAACCUCAGGCAAACACUCGCAGUCAAACCCCCAAAUCAAGUGCCCUCCCUGUCCGGAAAUCCCUUAGCAAGUCAGCACCAUCACUUUCCAGGACAAACCAAACCCCGGCAAAGAUUCCGGUCACGACCGUCACAUCGGUCGAUGGCACUUCUGAUCCACCCCCUAACAUGCGCAAUGCGAACAACAACAUAGCCCAGCUUCAACCUGGUAGUCGGCUAACAAACUCCUCUGACAGCAGCAACGAUAGCGGCAUAGCUUCCAGUGAGAAUGUCACCAACUCCAAACCUGCUAUUCUCUCGCCAUACUCCACUGUCACAAAGCCAAGGACGACUAAGAGUUCCAGCAGCGGACACGGUAGCGACAACAGCAGCACCUUCAGUGACAGUGUCCCUGCUACCAAAGGCAUCCGGAGGGUGCACGGUGCUAGUGGAACCAGUAGUGGUUAUGAGAGUAUGCUGAGGGAUAGUGAGAAUACAGCUAGCUGUUCUUCUGCUCAUGACUCGCUGAGUGAAGGAUCCUGUGGAAGGGUGAAAGGCAGCAAACUACCAAGAAAAAAGUUUGGAGGUGCGAGGAGAAGUCGUAGCGUUCCCCGAUCCUCGGCUUCUGAUUGUGGCCCAUCUACGGGAAGCAGCAAGUCAAGUCGCCGGAAGGACCUUCCCCCUCGACCCAUCUUGCCCAGCGAAGAAGGUGUGGAACUCAAGGUCUAUGAGGUCGAUGACCCUCAUCGUAUCCAGCAACAAAGACCAGAGACGAUCAAGGAUACUGGUGUUAUUAACACUAAAUCACCGAGUAAAUCAGCCAGUAAAUCACCUAGUAAAUCACCUAAAAAGGCUUGUGACACUAACACCUUGGCUAGCACUGGGUCUAAUGGUGCUCCACCCAAACCAGAGAGAUAUGAGAGAGCUGGCAGGCCAGAGACUUGUGAGGAAGCAAGCGGCUCCUCCUCGUCGUCCCUGAGCCGUCACCACGAGUUGCGGGCUCAACUGGCCUUGGCCGAGGCCCAGCUCCAGGAGGGCCAGAGCCAGUGCCCCUUUGAGCUCCACGUUCUGGAAGAAGUGGAGUCCCAGUUCGGGGAGCUCACCCCUUCGCCCAUGGAGGAAGAGACAGCCCGCCUGGAAGAGCGAUUGAUCAAUUGUCGGGCUCAUCUGGCCAUGAUCAAGUGCCUCAACCUCCUCUGCUGCUCACCGAAGAGACACAAACCCAGUCCAACUUAGACAGCAUAGAGGCCCUUAAAGAAGAGAUGUCAGAUUGCCAUAACGAACAAUGUUCCGGUUCAGCGCAGGAGUUAUGCUCACUGAAGAAACAGAAACCAAGUCCAACUUAGGCAACACAGGGGCUGUUAAAGAAGGGAUGUCAGAUUGCCAGAAUGAACAAUGUUCUAGUUCAGCGCAUGAGUAAUGCUCACAGAAGAGACACAAACCCAGUCCAACUUAGUUUAAAGGCUCUUAAAGAAGGUAUGUCAGAUUGCCAGAAUGAACAUCGUUCCAGCUUAACGUAGGAGUGAAGCAACGACUGACUUAGACAUACUUCAUUACUGCUAACUGGAGAGACACAAACCCAGUCCAACUUGGAUAGCACAGAGUCUCUUAAAGAAGGGAUGUCCGAUUGCCGGAACGAAAAUCAUUCCAGCUCAACGUAGUAGUGAAGUCAUGACUGACUUUCUUAGACAUACUUCAUUACUGCUUACUGAGAGACACAAACCCAGUCCAACUUGGAUAGCACAGAGUCUCUUAAAGGAGGCAUGUCAGAUUGCCAGAACGAACAACGUUCUAGUUUAGCGCAGGACUAAUGCUCACAGAAGAGACCAAAUCCCAGUCCAACUUAGACAGCACAGACUCUCUUAAAGGAGGGAUGUCAGAUUGCCAGAACGAACAACGUUCCCGUUCUGUGCUGGAGUGAUGCUCACUGCAGAUACACAAACCCAGUCCAACUUAGAUAGCACAGAGGCUCUUAAAGAAGAGUUGCCAGAUUGGCAUGUCAGAUUGCCAUAACGAACAAUGUUCCAGUUCUGCGCAGGAGUGAUGCCACGACUGUCCUUCAAAGAAAUCCUUCGUUGAAUAAUGAUUGGAUGAUGCACACUAAAUGUUUCAAUAAUUUAUUUCUGAAGCAACCAAAUUUAAUAAAAUUUGCUGCUUUGACAUGGAGCUCAUAUUUGCUGAAGGCUUUUUAAGAUGAAUUUUCAUAUUAAUCCGUUGUCUUUGGUUUGCUACCAGAAAUUAAGAGAAAUUGGGCCAACCUGAUAAGUUGAAGAAAGGUUAAAAGAAAGAAAGGGAAUAGAUGAUUCUGGUUAAUGAGUAAUCCAGUUCUUGAGUGAGGGAGGAAAAUGUUAUGUUCGUUUGAUGCCUCUUUUCCUAGAACUCAUAUUUAAGCUAAGCCAGAUAUAAGAAUUAAAAUGAAUCCAUAGAAACGUAGGGUACCUUAAUGACUGUGGCUUCUACUGCUUUCUCGCAUGGGGUAUUUCACGGCCACUUAGCAGGUAUCCCAUUGUUUCGUCUGUGUGGGUAUUGAAGGAUGGCAAGGGAAAAGAUGAUGAUUUGGAUUCUCACCAGAAGCUGCAGCUUGACAUGGCUGAGACUGGUGCUAACUGUCCACAUGCUGCUAUUGCCAAUUUGCACAAAAUAAUACACAUGAAUUGCAUUGAGCUGCAAUUCAUCUGGCAUGCCGAGGGAUAAGGUAUUAAAUAUCUUAAAUCAAAUCCACAAAUAGGUAAAGAGCAUUGAAGAAAAUCCCAAAAGAACCUUUAACUUUCGUGAUCUAUCUAAUACCAACCUCAUCUUCUGAUUUAGAACGUCUGGGUAUUAGAAAAGUUGAGAAUGUUAAGUAUUUGUUCGGGUAAACCCCCCUUGGUUUAGGAUUUUCAAAAAAUGGCAAAUGGAUAAAAGGUUGUCUAUCUCCAAUGUAUUUGUCUUACCAGCCUGGCCAUCUGUUUCAUCGAGUCUCCAAAAACUAAGUUGUAGAAUAUCACAUUACAAGAGGGUUUUAGAAUAAUGUGUAUUAGUUUGCUGAAAAAAGCAUAAUCCUUUGGCUUUGGAUUUUCAAAGAAAUUACAAAAGGAUUAAAGGUUGUUUAUCUGCAAUAUAUUUGUGUUAUUUCUCACAUUAAAAGUGCAGGUGUCGUUGUAUCAAUCCAACUAAAUAUGCCACUGUCACAAAAGGUUAUUUUUGUUGACUACUACAUUUCAUUUCAAUAAUGGAAAUAUGGUGCUGUCUUUUUAUACAAUCUUUGCAAGUUUUCUAACAUUGUUAGUAUAAACUAAUUACAAGUGGGUUGUUGUGUUUUUUUCAAAUGAAUGGCAAUUCUACAUCAUGUUGCAUAUAUAGCUAGAUAGUACUUUUCUCAUUAUAGACAAAAAAAAAAUCAUUCAGCCCUUCGUCUCCCCCCCCCCCCUUCCCCCUGUGUUGUAGCAACCAUAGGCAUCUCUGCUUUUAUUGUAAGCCAUAUGAAACAAAGCUGGUCAAAAUUGAUGUGUCCCUCACCCUGUUUUUGUACAGUCCAGAAAUGCCAUUGGUUCUUUUCAUACAAAUUAUAUUUGUAUUUAUAAAAUGUACAUAGUUAUACAUAUUUCAUCUAUUUAUCAUUACCAUGACAAUAUCACCGUAAAAUGAGUCAUUUUCAAGGAAUGAAUUGAUAUUAUUUCCUGUUGAUUUCUUUAGCAACAAAUUUUCUGUCUAUGAAUGCAUUCUUAAUAAUUUAUGACACGUUAUAUCGACUUUGUAAGCAAUGGGAUGUAAUAGUAUUCUAGUGUUUCACUAUUUUUUUUCAAGACUGUCCCAUGAAUUUUAGUUUGAGAAUUAGAGACCAGUAUUGAAUGCACAUGACUUGCCUUCUAUAUCUCUCGCAAGUGCAGUGAGAGAAAUUAUUUUGUAGAUAGAAAUAUUCUCUUGUAUAUAACUAAGAAGAAAAAAGAUAUUCAGGCAACUUGGACUAGAUUUUUCUAUUCUCUUUUGGCACAUUCUAUGCAUUUAUACACAAGGAUAUAAUUUCUAUCGUUGAAUCAGCAAAUACAAGAUGAAAUGAUCUUUAUAUAUAUAUAUCUAUACACAAUUUAAUGUCUUUUGGAAUCCCAAAUGCGAGACAUUUAGGCUUGUUGAUUGAUGAAAAAGCUACUUUGAUGAAAUCUGAUAUGCAUUACGAACAUUAUUUCAGAUCAAAUUGACUGAUUAUUUGGUUUUAUGUGUAGUGAACAUCAAUUAUGAGAUAAUUGCGGAUACUUUCUAGAUGAUUAGGUUUGGAGAGGUUUAUAGAAAUAUAGAAUAUACAUUUAGAAAUGUCUCACAGAUGUAUUUAAAGAAUUCUGUACAGCAAGUCUUUCAUGCUUUCACAUCUAACGUAUGAUAAUUAAGGAGAUGAUGGGAAAAAAGUUGAAACUUUUUUCAUCUUGGCAUUUAAAGGAUUUUUGUACACACCAAAUUUUGAGUUCCCUGUUUAAUCAGUCUGUAAUUGAUAAAAGAAGAAAAAAAAAAUAUAUGAUGUCGAACAGUUUACUAGGUUUAAGUACUAUUCCACUGAAAGACAGAAGUUUGUGUGUGUAUGUUUGUGUGUGUGGUUUAUGUGUGUCUUUAAGGUUUAGAGUGACAUGUUUUGCUGCUCGUUAUGGUACCUACAUCUCACGAGGCUGGCUGAAAGUUUGAUUUGAAUUACAGCAGUUAAAAAAAAAACAGCCAGUGUCUUGGAAAGACAGCCACUUGCUGCAUGAUUUGUACACCUGGGGGCCGUUUCACAAAACGUUAAGUGUGACAUAAAGUCACACUUGAAUUCCCAGUUGGGUGUGGUUUAACAAGGCAUUACCGCGUUACAUAUUGUUAUGUGCGCGUCACCAUUUUUAAGUACGAUUCUAAGUCACACUUUACUCUUUGUGAACCCCUCCUGGUUUUUAUUUUAAAUUUGUUUACAUAUUGAAUGUAUGUAUGUCUGAAUGUCACAGUCUACCCCUUUAUUUAUUACCAGUGAAAAAGAAAAUGCAAGAUAUUUUAGCACAUAAGAAUGUAAAUACCGAUGAUGUAGAAAUAAGAAAUCAGAGAAAUCCUAAAUCUUGUAUAGUUAUAAAUCAUGCAGACAGAAGAGAAUUUUAUGUGCAGUAAUCGUCUUUUGAAAGGCAGAAUUUAAUUCAUGUUUUACUAUGACAAAAGUUCAAGAAGAGGCGAGAAGAAUGAUUAUUAUAUGAGGUAGGAUUGAUAAUGUUUUGAUUAGAUUAUAUUUGCAAUAUGAUUUAUUAGAAUGUGUAUCACGUUCGUUUUGCAAAUGCAAAAAGGCGGAAAGAUGGAACUUUUGUGUGUACAAACUUGUGUGACAGUGGUCGGUUAUUAAAUUCCACCUUGAAUAAGAGAAAA